AUGUUUUACACAUUCAAGCUAUUCUGUAGCUUACUUGUAGAGAAGUUACAGGUUCAGCCUUCCGUUGCACGUAGUGCAUCGCACGUGGAUCCCUCACCGCCCACGACUAUACAGACAAGAAUGAACGUGAUGGAAACGGUGCGCCAGGAUGGUCAUCAUCCCAACCCCGACGACCCCUGCGGUGAACACAACCACGCUAUGGUGUUCCACUCCUGCGUGUGCGCCGAGAUUUUGUUCAAGGGGUGGCAAACGACGAAUGCUGCUCAGCUUUUCGGUUCAGCAGUUGCUAUCUUCGUAGCAGCAGUGCUGUACGAGGGCUUUAAGUGCAUGCGUGAAGAGCUCGCUAAGAAACGCGCCGCUCUCGGAGACUCACAAUUAAACAUUGCGAAGAAUGAGGGUCACACUCUACAACAUACCUCUGUCAAACCAAGCAUGCUGAGCUGUGGGCACGCCAUCCAGACCCUGAUGCACAUGAUCCAGUCGACGCUCUCCUACGUGCUGAUGUUGAUCUUCAUGACGUAUAACGUGUGGCUGUGUUUGGCGCUUGUGCUCGGUCUUACGUUCGGCUACUUCCUGUUUGGCUGGCGGCGCACCGGCUCCGCAGACGACCGCAACGAGCACUGCCAGUGA
Arctia plantaginis is the source of this 630-nucleotide messenger RNA. NCBI's taxonomy places the organism in Eukaryota, Metazoa, Arthropoda, Insecta, Lepidoptera, Erebidae. The record is from the annotation of a GenBank genome assembly.